This is a messenger RNA of Oryzias melastigma (Indian medaka), 6291 nucleotides long. It is a transcript of the gene abcc9, whose product is annotated as ATP-binding cassette, sub-family C (CFTR/MRP), member 9. Gene Ontology annotation, cellular component: membrane. The transcript has 40 exons. Gene Ontology annotation, molecular function: ATP hydrolysis activity; ATP binding; ABC-type transporter activity. Bases 281 to 5056 code for a protein of 1591 amino acids. Gene Ontology annotation, biological process: potassium ion transport; transmembrane transport. Lineage: Eukaryota; Metazoa; Chordata; Actinopteri; Beloniformes; Adrianichthyidae. The record is from RefSeq and is a predicted model, not a curated record.
UCUUGUUUUGAAGGUGUGGACCGGAAGUUGCACGAGGCAGUAGCAUUAGCUUGACGAUUAGCGGUGAAAGUCAGCACCACCGAGCAGCUGAUGCUUGUAACUACAGAGGCUAAAAAUAAUCAACUUUUUUGUUUUUUUCUUGCUCCAGCCUUCUCUGUGUUUUAUUUCUCUUCCGUUUCUUUGUUCUCAGUUUUCUUUUCAUCCCAGAAUCCAGCGAAGUGGAAUGAAUCUUUGAGGAUUAAGACUUUUUCUCGAGACGUCUGUGGUUGGAGCUGAAGGCAUGGCCUUUUCCUUUUGUGGCAACGACAAGAACAUCAGUGCCUACAGCGUGGAGAAGGGCGUGCUGAACAACGGCUGCUUCGUGGACGCCCUCAACCUCGUUCCUCAUGUGUUCCUGCUCUUCAUCACCUUCCCCAUCCUCUUCAUCGGGUGGGGCAGUCAGAGCUCCAAGGUCCAGAUCCAUCACAACACAUGGCUCCACUUCCCUGGCCACAACAUGAGGUGGAUCCUCACCUUCCUGCUUCUGUUUGUCCACGUGUGCGAGUUUGCCGAGGGCAUCGUCUCCAACAAGGUGAUGAGCACCGAUCACCUUCAUCUCUUCAUGCCAGCAUUCAUGGGUUUUAUAGCAGCAACAACAUCUGUGGUUUAUUACCACAACAUAGAGACAUCCAACUUCCCCAAACUGCUGCUUGUCCUCUUCAUCUACUGGGUGUUGGCGUUCAUCACAAAGUCCAUCAAGCUGUGGAAGUUCACGGAGUUCGGCGUUGGACCACAACAUCUGCGGUUCUGCAUCACGACUCUGUUGGUGAUUCUGUACGGGCUCCUGAUGGCUGUGGAGGUGAACGUCAUCAGAGUCAGGAAAUACGUAUUCUUUGCCAACCCUCAGAAGGUGAAACCACCUGAAGAUUUACAGGACUUGGGAGUUCGAUUCCUGCAGCCUUUUGUCAACUUGCUUUCUAAGGCGACAUAUUGGUGGAUGAAUCCUCUCAUCAUCGGAGCCCAUAAAAGGCCGAUAGAGCUGAAGAAGAUUGGGAAGCUCCCAAUCGCCAUGAGAGCCCUCACCAACUAUCUGCGACUCAAAGACGCCUAUGAGGACCAGAGGACCCCAGAGGAUCCAGACCAGAACCCGUCCAUCUGGCGCUCCAUGUACCGGGCGUUUGGCCGCCCCAUCCUGCUCAGCAGCACCUUCCGCUACCUGGCAGACCUGCUGGGUUUUGCGGGGCCUCUCUGCAUCUCUGGCAUUGUGAAGCACCUGGAUGUGACGGAGGUUGUUUCAUCAGAAGACAAGAAAAAUGAAACGUAUUUAGGAGUCUACUUCAUGUCGUCCACUGAGCUCCUGCAGAACAGUUCAGUCCUCUCGGUUCUUCUCUUCCUGGCUUUGGUCCUGCAGAGGACUUUCCUUCAGGCCUCCUACUACGUCACCAUAGAAACGGGCAUCAACCUGCGUGGAGCUCUGCUGGCAAUGAUCUACAACAAAAUCCUCCGUCUGUCCACCUCCAACAUGUCCAUGGGGGAAAUGACGCUCGGGCAGAUCAACAACCUGGUUGCCAUAGAAACCAACCAGCUGAUGUGGUUCCUGUUCCUCUGCCCUAACCUGUGGGCGAUGCCUGUGCAGAUUGUGAUGGGAGUGAUCCUGCUCUACUACCUGCUGGGCUGGAGCGCUCUGGUGGGGGCUUCAGUCAUCGUUCUGCUGGCUCCAGUUCAGUAUCUGAUCGCCACAAAGCUGGCGGACACGCAGAAAAACACACUAGAACACUCCACAGACCGACUGAAGAAAACCACAGAGAUCCUGAAGGGCAUCAAGCUGCUGAAGCUGUACGCCUGGGAGGACAUCUUCUGCGGCAGCGUGGAGGACACCAGAGGCAAAGAGCUCACCAGCCUCAAAACGUUUGCUUUCUACACGUCAAUGUCCAUCUUCAUGAAUGCUGCUAUUCCCAUCGCUGCUGUUCUCGCGACGUUUGUGACGCAUCACUUCCUGAAUAAAACCGGCCCCACGUCGUCGGAGGCCUUCGCCGCUCUGGCGCUGUUCCACAUCUUAGUGACGCCGCUCUUCCUGCUCUCCACUGUCGUCCGGUUCGCCGUCAAAGCUCUGGUCAGUGUCCAGAAGCUCGGCGAGUUCCUCCAGAGCGACGAGAUCGGAGACGACAGCUGGAGAAACGGAGACAUUUCAAUCUCCUUGAAUGCAGGAAAGAAGCACAUGGGAAUGACCAAAGCCAUCAACAGGAAGCAGCCGAUGCGCUACCAGAUGGACAACUACGAGCAGCCAAGCAGGCGGCAGAUGAGGCCCACGGAGACAGAGGAUGUGGCCGUGAAGGUGAGUAACGGAUCCUUCACCUGGGGAAACAACCUGCUGACGCUAUCGGACAUCAACAUCCGCAUCCCCACAGGUCAGCUGACUAUGAUUGUUGGUCAGGUGGGUUGUGGGAAAUCCUCUCUGCUGCUGGCCAUGCUUGGCGAGAUGCAAGCGAUUGAUGGAGUCGUCUACUGGAGCAAGCCGACUGAUUGUGAGCUGGUCCACGAGGGGAACAUCAGCAAAAACAGAAACUCCGUGGCCUACGCCGCCCAGAAGUCCUGGCUGCUCAACGCCACGUUGGAGGAAAACAUCACCUUUGGCAGUCCGUUCAACAAGCAACGGUACAAAGCUGUGAUCGACGCCUGCUCUCUCCAGCCAGACAUCGACCUGCUUCCUUUUGGAGACCAGACUGAGAUUGGAGAGCGGGGCAUCAAUCUGAGUGGAGGUCAGAGGCAGAGGAUCUGUGUGGCCAGAGCUCUGUACCAGAACACCAACAUCGUCUUUUUGGACGAUCCAUUCUCAGCCUUGGACAUCCACCUCAGCGAUCACCUGAUGCAGGAAGGAAUCCUCAAGUUUCUGCAGGAUGACAAGCGAACAGUGGUUCUGGUCACACAUAAGCUGCAGUACCUCAUCCAUGCAGACUGGAUCAUAGCGAUGAAGGACGGCUCCAUACUCCGAGAAGGAACCCUGAAGGACAUCCAGACUCAUGACGUGGAGCUGUACGAUCACUGGAAAACGCUGAUGAACCGACAGGAUCAGGAGCUGGAAAAGGACACACAGCAGGACAGUCAAACCAUGCUAGAGAGGAAGACUCUGCGCAGAGCUUUUUACUCCAGAGAGGCCAAGAAUCAAGUCGAUGACGAGGACGAAGAGGAAGAGGAGGAGGAAGACGACGACGACAACUUUUCCCUGAUCGCCAACAGACGGUCAAAGAUUCCAUGGAAGGUGUGCUGGUGUUACCUGUCGUCUGGUGGCUUCUUUAUGGUUUUCCUGAUGGUUUUCUCCAAACUCAUCAAGCACUCCGUCAUCGUCGCCAUCGAUUACUGGCUCGCCAUCUGGACCUCUUCUAAAACGGGCUCGCUCAAUGAAACCCUGAGCCGCAACGUCUCAGAGGUACGAGGACGUCCGCUGCGUUUUCAGGGUUCAGUCACAGAAAACGACCUGAAGCUUCUGUUUGUUCAGGAUUCUCAGCAGGACUCCCACUAUCUGCCCAUCUUCAUCUCCCUGUGCGCCGCGGGAAUAACCUUGUGUCUCAUCACGUCGCUGACCGUGGAGUUCCUGGGUCUUUCUGCAGCCACCAACCUGCACCACAACCUGCUCAACAAGAUCAUCCACGCUCCCAUCAGGUUCUUUGACGUCACUCCUUUAGGACAGAUCCUGAACCGAUUCUCAGCAGAUACCAACAUCAUCGACCAGCACAUUCCUCCAACGUUAGAGUCUCUGACGAGGUCCACGCUGCUGUGUCUGUCGGCCAUCGGCGUCAUCUCCUCCAUCACGCCUGCUUUCCUCAUCGCCCUGAUUCCUCUGUCUGUGGCCUUUUACUUCAUCCAGAAGUAUUUCAGAGUCGCCUCCAAGGACCUUCAGGACCUGGAUGACUCCACACAGCUCCCUCUUCUCUGCCACUUUUCUGAGACGGCUGAAGGUCUGACCACUAUUAGAGCGUUCAGACAUGAAGCGCGGUUCAAGCAGCGCAUGCUGGAGCUGACAGACACCAACAACACCGCCUACCUGUUUCUGUCCGCUGCCAACCGCUGGCUGGAGGUCCGAACGGACUACCUGGGAGCGGUGAUCGUCCUGACGGCAGCGACGGCUUCCAUAUGGAGUUCUCAGUACGGUCUGCCUGCUGGAGGUCUGGUGGGUCUGGGCCUCACCUACGCCCUCACCGUCACCAACUACCUGAACUGGGUUGUGAGGAACCUGGCGGACCUGGAGGUCCAGAUGGCGGCGGUGAAGAAGAUCAACAGCUUCCUGGGAACGGAGUCGGAGAACUACGAGGGAUCGAUGGACGCCGCCCAGGUUCCUCUGGACUGGCCUCAGGACGGCGAGAUCAAGAUCCAGGGUUUGUGCGUCCGCUACGACCCUUUGCUAAAGCCGGUCCUCAAACACGUCAACGCCUACAUCAAACCCGGUCAGAAGGUGGGAAUCUGUGGUCGCACCGGCAGCGGGAAGUCUUCGCUGUCGCUGGCCUUUUUCAACAUGGUGGACAUUUUUGAAGGAAAGAUCAUCAUCGACGGGAUCGACAUCUUCAAGCUUCCUCUUCACACUCUCAGGUCUCGGCUCUCCAUCAUCCUGCAGGACCCGGUUCUGUUCAGUGGGUCCAUAAGAUUUAAUCUGGAUCCGGAGAGGGAGUGCAGUGACGACCGCCUGUGGGAGGCGCUAGAGAUCGCUCAGCUGAAGAACAUGGUCAAAGCUCUUCCUGGCGGCCUCGACGCGGUGGUGACUGAAGGAGGAGAGAACUUCAGCGUCGGUCAGAGGCAGCUCUUCUGUCUGGCCCGAGCUUUUGUCAGGAAGAGCAGCAUCCUCAUCAUGGACGAAGCCACAGCAUCCAUAGACAUGGCGACGGAGAACAUCUUGCAGAAGGUGGUGAUGACGGCCUUUGCGGACCGGACGGUCGUUACGAUCGCCCACCGAGUGCACACCAUCCUCACGGCCGACCUGGUCAUUGUGAUGAAGCGAGGCAACAUCGUGGAGUACGACAAACCCGAGACUCUGUUGGAGCAGGAGGACGGGAUGUUCGCCUCCUUCGUCAGAGCCGACAUGUAACCACGACGAACCGACUCGAUGAAUUCAACAAGAGCGACUCGAGCGGUCCAAGUUGGUCGGUUUGGUGUCUCGACUCAAACAAGAGAGUCAGAACCGUCCGCUCAUCUGUUUUCUUCGGGUUCCGACUCUCCCUGCCAACAGGUGUGAGGUAGAAAGACUUUAGUGGAGCCAGGCUCCGUUUCCAUGACAACAAGACCUGAUAGAAUCACGGUUCAUCCUUCUGCUUCAUGCUGGAUUGGUCACAGGCUGCUGGAGCCUAUCCCAACACGGUUCCUUCUGGACAAGCCGGCCCCGGUUCGGUUCUCUUCCAUCCGGAGCGUGGAAUGGAGCACUCACAGCAGCCAAACAAACCAUUUUUAGGAUUCAUGGAACACGUUUAGGAAGACUUAAAUUCUUAAUAGAAAGUGAUUCCAGUGACAAAAUGAAAAAUACGUAACAAACAAAUGUUUUCUUGCCACUUUUACGGCAUUUCAUGGGUAUUUUUUGGCGCAAAAACAGCCCCACUGUUUAAAACAUGGCAGUGGUAGCAUCAUGAUAAGGAACUUUUUAGGUUCUUCGUUCAAAAAUGGUUUGAAGUUCAGGAUGAGUGUCCGAAGAGAAGAACCACCAGAAGAGGGCGCUGUUGAAAGUGAAAACAAGUUUACUCGACAUUUCCGGAUUGAUCGUAACGGUUUAAAGAUCUUAAAGAUUUGAAUGUUUUAGGUCAAAAACACAGUUUUAGCUUCUUAUCGUUGGUCGACUUGAAGCUUCGACACAAGUCGUGAAAAAUUUUUGUACAGUUUAUAUGAAGUUUACUGAAGAUUCACCUCUUAAACUUCAGCCAAAUCACUCCGAUGACGAGAAGUUAGUGUAUGAGACAGAAUAAGGGGGUGGAGUCACCGCCGGCGUGUUUAGAUUUGGUUUUGUUGUGGAAAUUGUGACGUAGCUUCAAGCAGAAAGUUCUACAGAUAGGAUUUAAGAAUUUUGUAAAAAAGUUUCUAACCGUUUAUUCGUUCAUAUCGAUUCACGUUAUGCAAUAAUGAGGACACAUGGGGGGCGGGGUCACUGAAACUUUUACUUUUCUUUUUUAAAUGUACUUAUUUUAUGGUCAAUUUGUGCCGCAGAAGCAAAACUGAUGAAAUGACAAGAAUGUUGAAGAGUUUAAACUUUAAGAAUUUAAGGUGGAAAGACGACAACACAGUUUGUGGAUGAAUCACGUAAAACUGUUCAAAAUAAACCAACUCCCAACAUUUAAA